Messenger RNA from Podarcis muralis (Common wall lizard), 5598 nucleotides. The record is from RefSeq and is a predicted model, not a curated record. NCBI's taxonomy places the organism in Eukaryota, Metazoa, Chordata, Lepidosauria, Squamata, Lacertidae.
UAAUCCUCCUUUUUCCCCUUCCAAAGGAGGUGUUCAAAGUAGCUAACAAAAUAUAGAAGCAACCACAAAAAUAACAACCCCAUACUAAAACAGCUAAAUAUCAAGUCUUUUACCAAAAACUGUAUGUAAAAGGGGGGAACCCAGAGAGCUAGAGCUUGCAGUUGAUUAGUUUAAACAGCAUCAGAAUCAGAGACUUGUUUAAAAAGAAAAAUUUUCAGAUGCCAGCAGCAUCUUGAUAAAGAAGGAGUUGAUUUCGUCUCUUGGAGCAGGGAAUUUCACAUAUGGGGGGCAUUGCCACAUAACAAGCCCACUGCAGGGGAUGGGCCUUGAAGUGGCUGAUCCCAAGUAGUUUAGAUCUUAAAAGAUAAUAAUCAACCCCUUGAAUUAUACUUGGAAAGAAACCAGCAGCCAGCGUAGCUGUUAGACUAAAAUGGUUGCAUGGUCCUAACACUCGGCCCAGUUAAGAUUUUACUGGCAGCAUUCUUCAGUGAUUUUAAUUUCCUAGUGGUUUUCAGGGACAGGCCCACCUACAACAUGUUACAGUGUUCCAAUCAAGAUGUAACUAAAGCAUUUAGCACCAUGGAUAAGGUUAAUACUUGCUUUAUUUCCCACAGUUUAAUUUAUUCCAUUGGCAGUACAGCUCAGUGAUCCUAAUGUUUAGAAUAUGUUUUUCACAAAUAGAGGACAUUUUUCACUUGUCAAAACAUUUUUGUUCAUUCUGCUAGGCUGCAGUGUGCCAGUGCAUAUUACAGUAUGCUAAAUGCAUUAUGCAAUAUAUGUUCAGGCAACUGUCAAUCUGCUGUCAAAUCAGUGAAACUUAAGUUUUUGUCUCAUUUUUUUGUGUGCUAUGAAAAUGAAAGUUAGCUUGUGGUAGUUUAUAACUUGACAGCUUUGUUGCAAAGGUUUGUGCUCAACAAGAGGUGAUGCUCUUGCCUUCCCUUGUUCAAAAGAAAGUCACAGCUGGCAUAAUCUAAUUUGGACACGUGAGAUUUCACUAAAUGUAGCUGAGUUGGAGCCCAUUUUUCUUUGUUAUGAGAUGGAGAAGUAAUAUGUAACAUUAUAUUCUGCUUUGCCUAGAUUGAAACUAGAGCAUGUAAUUAAACAUAGUGUAUGGCAUAUGCUUUUUGGUUUGUUAAACCUAAGUGGCUAUUAUAUUUAUCUAGCCCAGCAUUUAUACUGGAGGGCGUGUGGCUUGCUAUUCUUUCUGACAAGUUAUUUUAAGUUUGGUACAGCUAGCUUUUGCCACCAGUUCAAUCUCCUGCAAAUUGGGAAAUAAUUGCAUCUAACCCUGAGAUGGGCAACAGUCUCCUGGUACAUAAGUGGACAGUGACCUGUUUGUUCCGGUUGAUGUAGAAGACAGGUGUCAAAUCAGCAGGCAUAAAUCUGAGCAGCCAUGGCUGCUCAAUCCUUGGACCCUCCUCCAAACCCCAGCUGUAAAAUCAUGACUUUUCGGCCUACAAUGGAUGAGUUCAGGGACUUUAAUAAGUACUUGGCUUACAUGGAAUCAAAAGGUGCUCAUCGUGCUGGACUGGCAAAGGUGAUUCCCCCCAAGGAAUGGAAGCCAAGAAAAUGCUAUGAUGACAUUGAUUCUCUGAUUAUACCAGCUCCAAUUCAACAGAUGGUUACCGGGCAAUCAGGGCUCUUCACUCAGUACAACAUUCAGAAAAAGCCAAUGACUGUGAAGGAGUUUCGGCAACUUGCCAACAGUGACAAAUAUUGUACCCCAAGACAUUUAGACUAUGAAGACUUGGAGCGCAAAUACUGGAAAAAUCUAACUUUUGUGGCACCGAUCUAUGGAGCUGAUAUUAACGGAAGCAUAUAUAAUGAAAACGUUAACGAAUGGAAUAUCGCUCAUCUUAAUACUAUACUGGAUGUCGUAGAAGAAGACUGCGGAAUCUCAAUUGAGGGAGUCAACACCCCAUAUCUGUAUUUUGGCAUGUGGAAGACAACAUUUGCAUGGCAUACUGAAGAUAUGGAUCUCUACAGCAUUAAUUACCUCCACUUUGGGGAACCGAAAUCAUGGUAUGCUAUCCCUCCAGAACAUGGAAAACGACUUGAACGACUAGCUCAAGGAUUCUUCCCAAGCAGCUCUCAAGGAUGUGAUGCUUUCCUGCGCCAUAAGAUGACGUUAAUUUCUCCAUCAAUACUGAAAAAAUACGGAAUUCCAUUUGACAAAAUAACACAGGAGGCAGGAGAGUUUAUGAUCACUUUCCCAUAUGGAUACCACGCGGGAUUUAAUCAUGGUUUCAACUGUGCCGAGUCAACGAACUUUGCAACGAUCAGGUGGAUUGACUAUGGAAAAGUAGCUAAGUUGUGUACCUGCAGGAAAGACAUGGUGACAAUAUCAAUGGAUAUCUUUGUAAGGAAGUUUCAGCCAGACAGAUACCAUCUGUGGAAACAAGGGAGAGAUUUAUACACCAUUGAUCAUACAAAGCCCACCCCUGAAAUGACACCCGAGGUAAAGGCCUGGUUGCAGAGAAGAAGGAAAACAAAGAGAUCUUCCAGUUCCCAGCACAACCGAUCACGAUCAAAAAAGCUGAAAACUCCAGAGGACAAGAAGGUAUCAACCAUAGUGGCUGGUACAGAAAUCACCGUCGUUGGAGCAGCUCCAGAGAGCUUCAAGGUCAAAGAAGAGCCACCAGAAAAACUAAAGGCAAUAAACACAGGGGUGCCUUCUGGGGAAGAACAAGAUGCAAGCAGGAUGCAGAUGGAUCACAAUUUAUUGGAUAACAAAAAGGUCUCAGGUCAUAACUCUCCUCAUAGCCAUGGUCCUCUAAUCAAAAACACACACUCUGAAGUGGAAGAGAAAGGAGACUCUGGCUCUGUGUAUUUUUGUUCUGAGGAAUCGGCACUGGGCUUACUUUCAUCUGCUAGCUGUAACCGGGAAGACAAUUUGAAAAUUUCAACUACUUCAAGCCAGGCUCUUGAGUAUGCUUCUUCCGAAGCUGAGAGCCUGGAGAAAGAAGAAACUAGCAGCUUGUCUACAGAAGAGGAUGAUAUCAGCGAUACUGAAAGCAGUGAAAAUGGUUUGGAGCCUGGAGAAAUAUCACCACUGGUAACUGAAGGAGAGAGAACAAAAACAUCUAAAAGUUGGCGUCAUCCGCUAAGUAAACCCCCCGCCAGAUCUCCUAUGACGCUGGUUAAACAGCAGGCAGUAAGCGAUGAAGAACUGCCCGAGUCUCUCUUAACUGAAGAAGACAUACAAGAAACGGAGUCCUGGGCCAAGCCUCUUGUCUACCUUUGGCAGAACAGAGCACCAAAUUUCACUGCUGAAAAGGAAUACAAUGCAGCUGUUGCCAAUUUGGAACCCUGCUGCGCCAUAUGCACGCUCCUCAAGCCUUACUACAAGGCUGACAACCCUAAUGAAGAACACUAUAGUUGCUCAGCAACAAAACAAAGAGAAGGUUUUGUGGCCAGAGAAAAGACAAAACCACUUAUUCCAGAGAUAUGUUUUAUUUAUAGUGAGGAGAACACUGAAAACUAUCCGUCCAAUGGCUUUCUUGAAGAAGAUGGAACAAGUCUGCUGAUUUCGUGUGUGAAGUGUUGUGUACAGGUCCAUGCAAGUUGCUAUGGUGUUCCUUCCCAUGAAAUCAAUGAUAGAUGGCUAUGUUCUCGAUGCAAAAGAGGAGCCUGGACAGCAGAAUGCUGUCUGUGUAAUUUGAGAGGUGGAGCGCUCAAGCAGACUACCAACAGAAAGUGGGCUCACGUCAUGUGCGCAAUUGCUAUUCCCGAAGUGAGAUUUGUGAAUGUCAUAGAGAGGACACCAAUAGACACAAGCAGGAUACCUUUGCAGAGGUUAAAACUGAAAUGUAUCUUCUGCCGACAAAGAAUUAAGAAAAUAUCUGGCGCCUGCAUCCAGUGUUCCUACGGACGUUGCCCAGCUUCUUUCCAUGUUACAUGUGCUCAUGCCGCAGGAGUGCUGAUGGAACCAGAUGACUGGCCUUAUGUUGUCUAUAUCACAUGUUUCAGGCACAAAAUCAGUCAAAAUGUGGACAUGACCUUCAACAAGGAAGGAGUGAUGAAAACACCACCUGUGUCCCAGUGUCCUUCACCUUUCUACUCAGAGUCUCAGCGAUUUGCAAAAACCAAAGCCUUCGAGAAAACGGUCUCAGCCGGCCAAACUGUCAUAGCGAAACACAGGAACACACGGUACUAUAGCUGCAGAGUAAAAGAAGUUACAUCUCAAGUUUUCUACGAAGUCAUGUUUGAUGACGGUUCCUUCAGCCGGGACACCUUCCCUGAAGACAUUGUGAGCCGAGAUUGCCUGAAGCUGGGCCCACCUGCAGAGGGAGAAGUCGUUCAAGUGAAAUGGCCAGAUGGAAAACUUUAUGGUGCAAAAUAUCUAGGAACCAAUGUAGCUUACAUGCAUAAUGUGGAGUUUGAAGAUGGUUCUCAGAUAGCAACGAAAAGGGAAGAAAUCUACACUCUGGAUGAAGAACUGCCCAAAAGAGUGCGGGCUCGAUUUUCUACAGCUUCUGAUAUGAGGUUUGAAGACACAUUCUAUGGAGCCGAUAUUAUACAAGGAGAAAAGAAGAGGCAGAGGGUAUUGAGCUCCAGAUUUAAGAACGAGUAUGUGGAUGACCCCGGAUACCGCAGUUUCCUGAAAACCUCGUUCCAGAAGAAGUGCCAGAAGGGAUUAUAAAAGAAGAAGAAAUGGACUUCUGCUCACCUCUCUCUUUUCCUUUGUGUGCGGAGGGGAUGCAGUUACUAAAUGUGGGGUUUUUAAAAAGGACAGGUGAUCAUCUUUUUUGUCUGACAUGUAGCUUGUGGUUCAAACACAUACUGAGAGUUUGAUCUAAAAAUAUCUCGGGCACAGACAGUGUUUCUUGACUGAAGGGCUGCGAUUUGUGGGCUAAUAUGCUAAACAAGGACUGUCUGAUUCACAUCAAGGAUCGAUCCAUGUCACAUUGCCCCUGUCCAAGAACAUGCCUAAGAACUCAGAGUACCACCGAUUGGAGAACUUUUAGUCUUGCCUUGCACUGACAGUUACAAGAGAAGUUAUAUACCAAUCUAGGUGAGGAACUUUCUUCAGCCUCCAAAGUUCAAGAUUUGCAAUCUACAUUGUCCACAAAAGGAAAAGGGAGUUCAACCAUAUAUAUAUAUAUAUUCAAAGCUUUUCUAAAAAAAAUAAUAAAAAAAAUAUAAACAGCACUGAGAUCUACAAAUACUGCUGUACUGUCAUAAUUUUGUACAGCGCUUCCCACACUGUUUAUGCCUCCUGUGCUUUCAGUGCUCUCUGGCCAGGACUCAGUUGUUUAAAUGUGAUGGUGGGGAGGUAUUACUAGCGAAGAGAAAGGUGCUUCUAAAGAGGGAGCCACCUUCAGGAAAUGAAUUGUGGGUGUAUAUUUAAAGAGAGAGAUUUUGGCAUCUAUUUUUAAAGGGUUUUUUUCCACGAUACUCUGUGGGGACGACAGCAAUUUGUACAAUGAAAUGUCUUUUAUUGUGUUUGUAAAAUUAGAGUUUACAUAUCUUCGCUUGGCAGGCUAGGUUUGAACUAAUGUAAUAUAGUAAUAUAAUAUGGUCUUCCCUUUUUAAAUAAUAGUCUGCAAAUGUAAUAGUGUUGGAAAUAAAAAAAAAUGAUGUCCCUUUGUCUACUAA